Messenger RNA from Marmota flaviventris (yellow-bellied marmot), 1704 nucleotides. RefSeq names its product meiosis initiator (gene Meiosin). Gene Ontology annotation, molecular function: protein dimerization activity. The record is from RefSeq and is a predicted model, not a curated record. Lineage: Eukaryota; Metazoa; Chordata; Mammalia; Rodentia; Sciuridae.
AUGUCGCCUAGGAAUCAGAAGAAAAACCACUCCAGCAAGCUGCAAGAGCUGGCAUUGCUGCUACCUGUGGCCCCGAAGACUGGCACCAAGAAGCUCACUAAGAAGGAGAUUCUGCUUCACGUCCUGCACUACAUUCAGUACCUCCAAAGAAGCAUCGAUGAGGCCAAGGCCUUGCUCAAAUUCCACACCAGCGAUGGGGAAGGUGGACUUGUGGGGCUGGGUCGGAACCCAGCUGUGGGCCCAACCAGGCGGAAACACUCAACCCCCUCCAGCUCCCCGUGCUCUCGGAAGUCUCGUCUUUGGGGGGCCUGCCGGAAACCUCGGAAGAAGCUGACUCGAGCACCAGAACGUCAGACCCGGGACCAGAAACCUCGCCGUUCCCUGGCCCUAGACAAACCUGAGAAGACGGUGACCACGUCCCCAGACCAGAAAGAAGGAAACGUGGGGGGGAUCACCACCCCUCCAAGAUGCCCAGACCCCUGGUGUGACCUCAAAGCUGCAUUUGCCUCAUUUCAAGGCGAUGGAGAAGGAGGAAGAUCCCAGCUGACGUUGCUGGAUAUAGCUGAAAACAUCGUCCUUGGUGACAUCGCAAGCUGCUGUUGUGCAAACAGUGCCCAGGAUGGAGAGCCUGACCCUGCUUUGGAGGCCCAGAGAGGGGCUGAAGGGAUCCAUUUCCUAAGCAGGAUACACCCCUAUUCCAGGCAGAAGCUGGUCUUCUGUGAUUCCAGUGAGGAGGUGGACAAGGAAGUCCCAGAUGCUGACCCGUGGCUUCCUGCCUGGACCCCAGAGGGCAGCCCUCAUGGGAGCCCAGUGGCCUUGGGGCCUCCCCAAAUCAAUAAUUGGAGUGUGACAGGACACCCGAGUGAGAUCCUAGGACUAAGUCCUUCCCUCUUCAGCUCCCCGGGAAAAUUGCUGCCAGAACAGAUCUUGGAGGAUGGCAAUGAGUACCUGACCCAAGCUGGCCUCUUUGAAGAAGUGCUCUUAGAGCCUGAGUCUCGACCUUCUGCCUGUACCCUUGAGGCACCCCAAAAGAAGAGCGUACCUCUAGAGGCACCUGAAGCGCCCUCUGACUCCCACAGCCUGUGCCAGUCCUCGGUCUCACUGGACCACUGCUACCUCUCUUUGAGUGAGGCCAGCAAGGUGCAGUCCAGCCCCAGCACUGAGGAGAGCGACUUGGAGUCCCUGUGGGGGCAGGAAGAGGACAUGCAGGUCGACCCUGAGGGCUUGCAGUCCUCUAGUGACGAGGAUGACGACUAUACAUGGACCCCCACCCGGAGGGCCUCAACCCUGCCCAUAGGUGGGAGAAAGAGCAGGAAGGGCCGGACCAGCAAGGGCCCUUCGAAGCCCAAGGAGAGCAAGAAAGCCCCAUGUCCUACCCAGAUGAAGAAAAAGUGUGUGAAUGGCUUCAUCAUGUUCUGCAGGAUGAACCGGAAGCAGUACAUUAGAGCCUGCCCUGGGACUGCAUCCACAGCGGCCACCAAGGAACUGGCCCAGCUGUGGCGGGUGAUGACCCCGCAGGAGCGGAGACCAUACUGCAUCAAGGCCCGCAGGUUCAGCCGCCAGCAUAACCGCAUUGUGAAGCAGGAGAACUCCAGCAGUGAGGACGAGGACUGGGAGACCCCCAAGCCUUUCUACCAGCUGCUGGCGGAGAAGGCACACAGCAACCCAGACCUGCCCCCCCUGCCGCCUCUUCACCCCCAGUGA